Molecule: messenger RNA, 3062 nt
Organism: Polyodon spathula (Mississippi paddlefish)
Lineage: Eukaryota; Metazoa; Chordata; Actinopteri; Acipenseriformes; Polyodontidae
Product: iroquois-class homeodomain protein irx-4-B-like
Exons: 6
Coding region: 629-2071 (480 amino acids)
Biological process (GO): neuron differentiation; cell development; regulation of transcription by RNA polymerase II
Cellular component (GO): nucleus
Molecular function (GO): DNA-binding transcription factor activity, RNA polymerase II-specific; RNA polymerase II cis-regulatory region sequence-specific DNA binding
Source: RefSeq, a predicted model, not a curated record
GGGUUUUUAGUUAAAAAAAAAAACAUUUAAAAAAAAAAAAUACCCCAUCCAUAAAUAAAUCAAUACUGAAUUUAAAGGGGUAAACAAACCUGCAACACUUAACCUAAUAGACCUCUACAUCAGUACCGGCUAUACAAGCAUUCAUUAUUUUUGAUACUUCUAAAUGCCAACAACUUGUUUUAUGUAUCCUAACUUAAUUUGGUGACAAGUACUUUCAUCUGUAAAUGAAAGCAAUUAUGCAGCAGAUAUUAUAUUAUGUUGGCUGUGGUCUCUAGAUAGUCAUCAAUCACUCUCAAUCGAGCUGUCAGUGGGGGCAGAUUCGUUUCUUGCAGGCAGUCUUCCAGCUGGGGAGAAGAAGAGAACAUCAUCAUUAAUUUGAGUGUGACCCUUGGGCUAUUCACAUGUCUGAACCCGGGAAUCUCUGAACAAGCUUACUCUGGAGCUAGGCUACGCCACCCUAUAAGAAAAAUACAGUUUCAAACAAGCCUUGAAUUGAAGUUAUUUAAACACCUUGCAGCAUCUCGGAGCCUGUGCUUACCAAUCAAUUGGUACAGUGAAACACAACAAGACUGCAUAGCGUGGAGACCAGGCGUCUCUCUUUAUUUCUGAAUACUGGGACCUCUCUACCAUGUCAUACCCACAAUUUGGAUACCCGUACUCAUCUGCACCCCAGUUCCUGAUGACCACCAAUUCUUUGACAACUUGCUGCGAAUCUAGCGGCAGAACUCUGGCUGAAUCUGGGGCAACAGCUUCUCCUCAAACGCCAGUUUAUUGUCCUGUGUAUGAGAGCAGGCUUCUGGCCACAGCCAGACACGAGCUUAACUCUGCGGCGGCUCUUGGAGUCUAUGGGAACCCCUACACGAGCAGUCAGGGUUAUGGGAACUAUGUUACUUAUGGCACGGAUGCCUCGACUUUCUACUCCUUGAGUGCAUUCGAUUCAAAGGAUGGGACAGGAUCUGCGCAUGCGGGGAUCACCCAGGCUGCAGCCUAUUAUCCUUAUGAUGCUACUUUGGGGCAGUAUCAAUAUGACAGAUACGGCACAAUGGAUGGGGGGACAAGAAGAAAAAAUGCCACUCGUGAAACAACCAGUACCUUGAAAGCUUGGCUCCAGGAGCACAGAAAAAACCCGUACCCCACAAAAGGAGAAAAGAUCAUGCUGGCCAUCAUCACCAAGAUGACCCUGACCCAGGUCUCCACUUGGUUUGCCAAUGCCAGGAGGAGACUUAAAAAGGAGAAUAAAAUGACCUGGCCCCCACGAAACAAGUGCUCCGACGAGAAGAGAUACGAUGAUGAAGCAGGAGAUGACUCUCAAGAGGAAAACAUCAAGAGCAAAAAGACUGAUGAUGAUAACAGAAGCAGAGAUGACAAGGAGCUGCAGCUGAGUGACCUAGAUGACUUUGAAGCGAUUGAGUCAGAGAGUUCUGAGUGUGAGCUGAAACACCAGUUUCACAUUGGCAGUACCCAUAUGAGAACCACCAACUGCCCAAGUGAUCACUUCAAAGAAGCCUCCUUAAAGAUCUUAAUUCCGUCAUCCCUCGAAGGGGAUCAGGAACUGAACAAAAAUGGUCUUAAGACGGUGUCUGAAGAUUGCGAAUGUGAUCUGAUAACUGGGAGGCAGACAAAAACGUGUUUUCAACAGAGCCAGCAAAUGCUGGAGAGCAAGCCACGAAUCUGGUCGCUGGCACAAACUGCGACUUCUUUGAAUCAAACUGAGUACCCUUCCUGCAUGUUGAAGUGCCAACAGGUGAUCUCUUCUUCUCCUGCUGUUUCCUCCCCUGUUAAUGCAAUUGACAGACAACAGGAUUCACCAGUGACCACUCUCAGAAACUGGGUGGAUGGUGUUUUCCAUGAUCCAUUGUUUAGGCACAGCACUUUGAACCAAGCAUUGACCAAUACCACAGUUUCAUGGGCCACUUCCAAAGACACUACAUUGGAGACAGGGGCACUGGAACAUUCCAUUGCAAAUGCUACCAACGUGACCAAAGGACACGUUCCUAGUUUGCAACACCAAGAAUCAAAUAAAGACAAUUUGGUGUUUACUAAGUCGGGAAGCAAAAUGUUUUGCUCCUAACAAGCCAAAAGCUCCUGUUGACUCCUGCAAAGGUUACUCUGGGAUGCACUCUUGAGAAAAUGAAAAUAAAAAUAAAAACAUUUAUGAAUAUCACACUUUUCCUUCAGGAAGUUGGAACACAUUUAUAUUUGAUUAGUCAAGAGACACGUAUGCAUUGUUAUAUUGACAGCAUUUCACUAGUGAACCCCCCCCCCCCCCCCCCCACCCAGCAACAAAAAGGGAUUAGUGUGAAAUGUAUUUAAAAUUUUAAAAAGCACGUACAACCAAUGUAGAGAUUUAAUUGAAAGUUUACAUUUUAAAAUGUUUACAAAAAGUGGAAAUGCAAAAAUUAUGUUUUUUUUUUUUCUUUUCUUUAAGGCAUGCAAAUGUUUAAAAUGCUUAACUCAUUUUAUGGGCGCCGCUAUUGUUCGUUAAUGAUUCACAAGCUUCACUGCUAAAGAUUUCACACAACUGCACAAUAGUUGCUUAAAACUGGAAGGACAUAUUAUAAAAGUAUGUUCACAAAUAAAUGAUGUUUCAGAGGUAAAUGCCGAGUGUUGUCUGAUUGCAUUACUAAAAGGAUGCUGAUUGAAUUGAAUUACAUUGAAUUGAAUGGCUGCAUUACACAUUAUCGAUUACCAUACUAUACUUCUAGGUAUGUAUGUAUGUGUAUGUAUCUAUUAUAGAAUGGACAUUAUCCUUUCCCCCUGAACAUCUGUGUGUUGAGAUUUUGAACUUUGUGUCUUCUUGUGAUAAUUUUAAUACCCUUGUCAUUGUCUUACUCCAAUUGCCAAUGCAAAUAACAUUAUUAACAAUAUUGUUUACAUACCUGUGGUCGGAAAUAUAGCUAUAUUUACAUUUGAUUCAGCUGUGGUAGCUUUCAUUUGAAAACUCCCAUUUUUUUUAUUUUCUUUUAUAAAUGAAUCUUUCAGAUAAGUCAUCCAUUUAAGCAAUUUAUUAACAGAACUGGCAAUCUUUUUGAAGUUAGAUUUUAGAUGUUAAUAAAAUGCUC